This is a messenger RNA of Dentiscutata erythropus, 474 nucleotides long. The record is from the annotation of a GenBank genome assembly. Lineage: Eukaryota; Fungi; Glomeromycota; Glomeromycetes; Diversisporales; Gigasporaceae.
AUGUCUAUUUAUAGAUCAGAUCAUGAAAAUGAUUUUUAUAAUGUUGAAGCAUCAACAUCUUAUGAACAUUCUUCAAAUAAUAAAUUUAAACAAUCUAAAAAAACUAAACGUAAAAAUAAAACUAUUCGAGAUAUGAAACAGAGGAGAAAAGCUGAUCUUCAAAAUAUUAAAGAUAGAAGACGUGCUGAUAUUGAUAAUCAAAAGUCUAAACCAAAUAAAUUAAAAGAGGCUUUUAUUGAAUUUAUUGUAGUUUCUUCACUUUUUAUUCAGCCUAUUGCUUUGUAUUAUUUUAAAAGCUUGACUUAUAUUAUUCUUUCAUUAGUAUUUACUUUAUCUUGGGUUUAUUACUAUGAAAAAAGGCGAUAUGUUAUUCUUCUGUUUAUGGUUUUUAUUACUGUUUAUGGUAGUGAAAAGGCAUGUAAUGCUAUAAAAGAAUUGAUUUCAAACCUUUUUAGAGAAGUAAAAAUAUUUUGA